UCUACUGGGAUCAUGCCUGUGACCUUUGCCCUCUUGUUCCUCCUAAGCCGGGCAACCUCGGACCCAUGCUAUGAUCCAGGGGGACGCCCUCGCUUCUGCCUUCCACCAGUGACCCAGCUGGCAGGUGGCAUAGCAGCCUCCUGCCCCCAGUCCUGUACCCUUUCCCCAGGGACUAGUCCUGGCCCUGGGGCCACCUGCAAUGGCAGUCUGACCCUGGACUUGGAUGGCCCCUUCCUCCUGACGUCUGUCAGCCUGCGCUUCUGCACCCCAGGACCCCCAGCCCUAGUUCUGUCUGCGGCCUGGGCUGCAGGGGGUCCCUGGAGGCCUCUGUGGCGCAGACCUGCCUGGCCUGGGGCUUUGGGGGGUCCUGAGAGGGUCAUCUUUCGCUCCCCACCAGGCCCUAAGGCCAGGGUGGUGGCCAGCCACCUCCGUGUGGAGUUUGGAGGCCGAGCAGGGCUGGCAGCAGCUGGCGUGAGAGGCCGCUGCCAGUGCCAUGGCCAUGCGGCCCGCUGUGCUGCCCGUGCCCGGCCUCCACGCUGCCGCUGCCGCCACCACACCACCGGCCCAGGGUGCGAGAGCUGCCGCCCAUCCCACCGAGACUGGCCCUGGAGGCCUGCUACGCCCCGGCACCCCCACCCCUGCCUGCCCUGCUCCUGCAACCAGCACGCUCGCCGCUGCCGGUUCAACUCUGAGCUGUUCAGGCUGUCUGGUGGCCGGAGUGGGGGUGUAUGUGAACGGUGCCGCCACCACACAGCUGGGCGACACUGCCACUACUGCCAGCCAGGGUUCUGGAGGGAUCCCAGCCAGCCUAUCACCAGCCGAAAGGCCUGCAGGGCCUGCCAGUGCCACCCCAUUGGGGCAACAGGAGGCACCUGCAACCAGACCAGUGGGCAGUGCUCCUGCAAGUUAGGGGUCACAGGCCUGACAUGCAGUCGCUGUGGUCCUGGCUACCAGCAGAGCCGCUCCCCUCGGAUGCCCUGCCAGCGAAUUCCAGAAGCAACAACCAUCUUUGCUACUACACCUGGUGCUUCCAGCUCUGACCCUCAGUGUCAAAACUACUGCAAUAUUUCGGAUACCAGAGUACACAUGAGCCUUCAGAGGUACUGCCAGCAGGACUAUGUUCUGCACGCUCAGGUGCUGGCGUUGGAGAUGGCCGGCCCUGCAUGGCGACGGCUGGCCGUGCGGGUGCUGGCCGUGUACAAGCAGCGGGCGCGGCCUGUGCAACGGGGCGGCCAGGACGCCUGGGUGCCCGGCGCCGACCUGGCCUGCGGCUGCCUGCGCCUACAGCCCGGCACUGACUACCUGCUGCUGGGCAGCGCGGCUGGAAACCCGGACCCCGGGCGCUUCGUCCUAGAUCGCUACGGCCUCGCACUGCCCUGGAGGCCGCGCUGGGCCCGGCCGCUGAGGCGGCUACAGCAGGAGGAGCGUGCUGGGGGUUGCCGCGGCCUGGAGCCUCCCUCACCCAACCCUACGCCUUAACACUAACCAGGGCGCGCGAGGCGUCGACGCCCAGCAAUGCGGAACCUGCCACGCAGCCUUCCUCAGCUGCGCGCGUCCUGAGAGAACCAAUCAGAAGCCACGGGGCGCCUUACGUCACCGGCACGCGCCAGCAACGCGCAGGCGCAAGAGACUUUCACCGGAAGGCGCCUGAGCGGGAUUUUGGUCCCGUGGCUCUUCGUUUGACUUGUGACACAAGCAGUUAA
Marmota monax (woodchuck) is the source of this 1703-nucleotide messenger RNA. It is a transcript of the gene Ntn5, whose product is annotated as netrin 5. NCBI's taxonomy places the organism in Eukaryota, Metazoa, Chordata, Mammalia, Rodentia, Sciuridae. Gene Ontology annotation, molecular function: protein binding. The transcript is spliced from 6 exons. The record is from RefSeq and is a predicted model, not a curated record. The coding region runs from base 13 to 1479 and encodes 488 amino acids.